AUGACGGCCGCGUACCCCUCGACUGACCAACAGAGCUGGUCGAGCUGGAUUACGGACCUCGCCGUGACGGAUAACACUCUCAUGGAUGCUGUUGUUGGGUUUGCGGCGUUUCACCUCCGACGGUCCUCUGCCUUGGAUGAUGGCGGCAGCGGCUGCGGCAGUAAGGAUACUCACGCAGCAGCCAUGUCGGAGGCUUCGCAUACUUAUAUGGCGAGAGCUAUCGAGGCUCACUCAAGACAGAUUGUGCGCGAGGGGGUUAACGCGCAGAAUGCCCCUGUCGUAAUGGCGACGUGUACGAUCAUCAUGUUCCACACCAGCGCGAACCAGUCGUUCCUCGACAGCAGCGGUGGCGGACCGGAGGCGGAGACGGAAUAUCGAGUCCCGCAUCACUGGUUUACUCCAUUUCGCAACGUCAACGCGCUGUUAAAGGUCGCUUUGCCCGGGAUCCAGAAUAGCAGGAUAGGUCACCUCUACAAACCAGAACGACAGACCAUAUCGCAGCAAAACGAGAUAUCAGGGCCAAUAAGGUUGGGGGCGUUUGACUUUCUGUUGGAAGACCUCGACGAAGACGAGACGGAGCCGGAGACGCUGGAAUCGUAUCGUAUCGCCGUCGACAGCCUCGAUAAGAUCCAGGGGUCGGCUUUGCAGCGGGAUUUGCUACGGUUCCCCGCGCUUGUCCCGCCGCGGUUCGUCGAGUUGCUGGAGGCGCGGGACCCGAGGACGUUGGCUAUUGUUGGGUACUUCUUUAUGCUUCUAAGGAGGGCGACGCAUUUGUGGUGGGCGCAGGGGGCGGCGGAGAAGGAAUUUGAUGGGGUGAUGAACGUUUUGCCCAGGGAGUGGUGGCCGAAGAUGGCGUGGGCUAUUCAGGAGUUUGAGUGGAUUGAGAGGUGA
Messenger RNA from Colletotrichum scovillei, 891 nucleotides. RefSeq lists its product as uncharacterized. The transcript has a single exon. The record is from RefSeq and is a predicted model, not a curated record. Lineage: Eukaryota; Fungi; Ascomycota; Sordariomycetes; Glomerellales; Glomerellaceae. Gene Ontology annotation, biological process: regulation of transcription by RNA polymerase II. Gene Ontology annotation, molecular function: DNA-binding transcription factor activity, RNA polymerase II-specific. Bases 1 to 891 code for a protein of 296 amino acids.